Messenger RNA from Haliotis rubra (blacklip abalone), 1229 nucleotides. RefSeq names its product 5'-deoxynucleotidase HDDC2-like. The record is from RefSeq and is a predicted model, not a curated record. Gene Ontology annotation, molecular function: 5'-deoxynucleotidase activity. Bases 287 to 772 code for a protein of 161 amino acids. The transcript has 6 exons. Gene Ontology annotation, cellular component: cytoplasm. Lineage: Eukaryota; Metazoa; Mollusca; Gastropoda; Lepetellida; Haliotidae.
UGUAGGGACCGCAGACCAAAUUUUUCAAUAUAAGGGAUGUUUUUUUUGCCUAUAUUUUUUAGGUCUAGUAACCACUGAGAAGUAAAGAAAUAAUGUUUCUUUUACAAAAAUGUAUAUGCUUUAGGCCACAGUGGUGCCCCAAGCGGAACCGUCGACGUCACCCAUUUUCGCAUUUUUAAAAACAAUUUUGGCCACUCAACUGCUCCAAGGAAAUCAUGUACGUCGUACUGGCUGGGUACGGAAGAAAGUUUGUGGUGGAAGUAGUCCUGAGAGUGUCGCUGACCACAUGUACAGAAUGGCAGUGCUGGCUUUCCUUGUUGAACCUGGGGCAGGAUUAGAUAAACACAGGUGUAUGAAGAUUGCUCUUGUUCACGACAUGGCUGAGUGUAUUGUGGGUGAUAUUACACCACAAGAUGACAUAAGCAAGGAGGACAAACAUAACAAGGAGGAGACUGCCAUGAAAUACAUCUGCAGCCUGGUGGAAGAUAGUGUUGGGCAAGAGAUCUACAGCCUGUGGCAGGAGUAUGAAGAUCAAGGAAGUAAAGAAGCAGAGUUUAUAAAAGAUGUAGACAAGUUUGAAAUGAUCCUGCAAGCAUAUGAGUAUGAACAGAUGGACAGGAAUCCUGGAUACCUUCAAGACUUCUUUGACAGCACAAAAGGAAAAUUCAAAACUGAACAAGUGAAGGAGUGGGUGCAGUCCCUCAGGGCUGUUCGGGAUGUGUGUGAAACAAGAGCGGGGCAUUCAUACACAGACUCCACGACCAGCCAGUGAGGGCUUCGAUCUGGGUGUUCUGUUUGACUGAACUGUCAGUUUAUUACAUUAUACCCAGCUCAACAUCAAUACAGCAGUAACAUGUUAACUGUAACAAUAUAAAUGCCACAAUACACUACUUAAAAAAACUGAAAAGAGACAUUUCCUAAUUUACAUAAAUAUUUGGUUUCAACCUUUCAUUUUGUAGAGAGGUAUCAAGUCAGAAAACAUCAUUUCCUAAUUUACAUAAAUAUUUGGUUUCAACCUUUCAUUUUGUAGAGAGGUAUCAAGUCAGAAAACAUCAUUUCCUAAUUUACAUAAAUAUUUGGUUCAACCUUUCAUUUUGUGAAGUCAGAAAACAUUUGAGCAAAGAGAGACUAUAAUUGUGCAAGUGUGGUGCCAACUUGGGAGUUUUAAGUACGUCUGGCUAUAAAUAUCGGAGAGCGCCUGAAUAGAAUUUAGAAGCAGAUAAUCAUUA